GUUUGCUUUACGGUCGCCUCUGCUUUUGCAGCCUUCGCCGCCACUGUCGUCAAGCGAGCGACCUCCCGCCACAGCGCAGCAGGAGCUACCAAUCACUCCAAAAAGAUGAAAAGGGUCGAGCUACUUUCAAAUGCCAAUCGAGUGAGCCCCGAAGACUAAUGAGUAGAAUCAACAAGAACGUGGUUUUGGCUCUUCUAACUCUAACAAGUUCGGUGUUUCUGCUGUUUCAGUUGUACUACUACAAGCACUAUUUAUCAUCAAAGAAUGGAGCUGGUUUCUCAAAAAUCAGAGGCAGCCACGUGGGACAAGAUAGCACACAAUGGCGUGCGGUUAAGAAGUUUCUUAUGGUAGCAUCUAGUCAAAACGUACCCGUGACGCUUAUCGAUCCUUUAGUUCUGGAACUGAUUCAUAGAGACUUUGAACGACUCGAAGACUCUUCUGACGGCAAGACCUCCGAGUGCAAGUAUUUCUGUGCUGUCCGAGAUGUCACCACGUUUGCAGUCCUGGACAAACAAUGGAAAAACGAAGUGGGUUGGUUUCAAGCUGCUGAGAAAAUGGGAUUCCAGUGGGUCGAGAUUGAGAGCAAAGACCCCCGCCUGGAAGGGAUGGAUUACCUCUCGGGGACCGAAAUCCCCCUGCACUACGUCUUCAGGCUGGCAGCCCACACCGUCCACCUCGUGGUGUUGUACGAGAGGAGCGGCAACUAUCUCUGGCACGGCCACUUGCGACUGAAGCAGCACGUGGACCGCAAAUUUGCGCCUUUCCGAAAACUGCAUUUUGGCCGUCACCCUGGGGCUUUGGACAAGCCAGAACUACUCCACGUUUCUAUUGAUGGAAUACAAGUUCAGAUUCCAAAAGAUCCGGGCCACUUUCUAGAGGAUAUAUCACACUCUAGAUUUCUUGAGUGUAGAUUCAAAGAUGCUCGUGCUUUCUUUCAGCAGUACCCUGAUGACGUCUCUCUGGAAGCGGUAGAAUUUCGGAAAAAAGCCAAGGCAUUAUUACACCUGGCCGCUCUGACGUUACAAAGUUUGGGAGUCCGAUUCUGGCUGAGCAGUGGAACCUGUCUCGGUUGGUAUCGACAGUGCAAUAUAAUUCCUUACAGCAGAGAUGUGGAUUUGGGGAUUUUCAUACAAGACUACAAGUCGGACAUUAUUCCAGCAUUUCAGAAGGCAGGACUUCCUCUUAAACACAAGUUUGGGAAGGUAGAAGACAGCUUGGAACUCUCCUUUCAGGGAGCAGAUGAUGUGAAACUUGAUAUUUUUUUCUUCUAUGAAGAGAUUGACCACAUGUGGAAUGGAGGCACACAGGCUAAAUCGGGAAAGAAAUUCAGGUACCUUUUCCCCAAGUUCACCCUGUGUUGGACUGAAUUUGUAGAACUGAAGGUCCGUGUGCCCUGUGACACCAUCCAAUACAUCAAAGCCAACUACGGCGAGAACUGGAUGAUUCCCCUGAAGACGUGGGACUGGAAGAGCUCUCCUCCCAACGUGCAACCCAACGGGGCCUGGCCAGUGGCUCAGUGGGACGAGGUCAUCCAAGUGUACUGAGCCACCUGGCUGAACUGACGUCUCCUUUCUUCUCCCAAGCAGGGGGAAUUGUUUCCAUUUCAGGCAGCGAAGGUGCACCGUUUGCCCACUCCGUUGGAGAAAAGCAGAAGGGAAAUUGCAGCCUCGACGCACCGGUCCGUUUGUUCGAUCAGGGCUCGGCCUUGCCACCGCUUGAAGCCAGGAGGCCCCAGGGCUAAGACGACUGGGGGUUCGAGCUGGGGUUAGUACUUGGGGGAAGAGAGUUUGAAUCCAGAGCCGAAACUGAGAGGGUAUUUAUUUCAAAGUUCAGGAGAUGAUCUGCCAGAAGACCUAAGGGGCUGGCCUCAGCCUAGUGAAAGGAAAAAAUCCUGAAUCGAAUGGUUGCAUAACGUAAGUGGUACUGAUGAAAUUGAUGCUAGUUUAUAUUGAAUGUACUUGAUAGGGGCUGUGCUCCCCACGGAUGGAUUAUGGAAAAAGACUUUUACUAACCUUCUAACCACUGUCUAAAAAGGUGAGACACUGGCCAAGAGGUCAGAUGGAAAUGUGCUAACUACAAGGUCCCAGCCCACGAUUUUUUUUGUUAUACCGUCCUUCCCGAGUGAAGUAAAAAUAGGUGUGCUCAGUUCUCCUUUAACACGUUUCCAUUACGUGACUGGGUUAGGACCCUAUUGAGGAACGAGAGCACAUUGUUCCCAUAACAUGCAUUGAGCUGACUACGGGGGGAUUCGCAAAUAGGCAUAGGUAGGUUUGGUGUUGUGACCUGAUACGUGCGUAUAAUAUCGGGCGAGGCAGGAAUACCGUAUCAUCAGUUUUCUAUACAGCACAGGGUCCUUCAAGAACACGGCUUCUUUGCGAUAAAACUGCUGACCGUGUUCUCGUGGCUCCAGCUUUUAAGUUUUCACAGCUUUCCCCUCUCCUUCCUACAUCCACGUUAGCCACAGAUCCCCACUCAUUGCCCACAAAUAACAUCUAGGCUUUUCAGACUUAGAGAGAAGCCAUUGGAGUCCUUUCAUGGAGCAAGAUGGAUUGAGCAGUAGUACAUUUUGCACUGGACUAACUCAUGGGUGAGAAACAUAAAUCUCCUGGGAGAAAUUGUCCCAAUGUUCAGUUCUGAAAUUUGCUUGUAGAAAUUGUAAUUCAGAUUACUUUCCUUUCACGAGUUGAUCAUUCCUAGCUAAAAUAACACUGGACUUUUAAAAGUAGGUCAUAUCCGGCACUACAGAAAUUUUUAUGGUGAUGGAGAGAAGUUGAGAGUAAUUUGCUUUGUCGAAGGGAAAAUGACCUCUGCCCUCUUUUUGGGCAUUCAAAAUUGCCUAAUCUUCUGCUAAAUAACUUGAACAUAGUUGACGUCAGUGCACUGCCUGAUAAUGCAAUGUGGAGCUUCAUUUUUAUCUUGACAGCCCCAGAAUGAAAAGACGGUAUUGACAGCACCUGGAUAAAACAGUUGCUAUGUUCUCCUAGCUGGAAAAAAAAAAUAAGGGAAACACCCCUUCUUCCUUGAAGUAAAGCAGUGGCUCAAAUAUGAGAAGUGUGUACUUAGCUAAAUAUGCUGUGGUAUUGAUGAAAUUAAUGUUAGUGUGUAUUGAAUGUACUUGUUAGGCUGGUGUUUACACAGAAUUUGUAAGCUAUGAGUCAGUGCUUGACUGUUGAAUAAAUUUUUUUCUAAUCUA
This is a messenger RNA of Ornithorhynchus anatinus (platypus), 3193 nucleotides long. It is a transcript of the gene FKTN, whose product is annotated as fukutin. Bases 159 to 1544 code for a protein of 461 amino acids. The record is from RefSeq and is a predicted model, not a curated record. NCBI's taxonomy places the organism in Eukaryota, Metazoa, Chordata, Mammalia, Monotremata, Ornithorhynchidae. The transcript has 10 exons. Gene Ontology annotation, cellular component: Golgi membrane.